This is a messenger RNA of Osmerus eperlanus (European smelt), 4176 nucleotides long. Its product is annotated as protein phosphatase 1 regulatory subunit 12A. The transcript is spliced from 25 exons. NCBI's taxonomy places the organism in Eukaryota, Metazoa, Chordata, Actinopteri, Osmeriformes, Osmeridae. Gene Ontology annotation, biological process: signal transduction. The record is from RefSeq and is a predicted model, not a curated record. Gene Ontology annotation, molecular function: enzyme inhibitor activity; phosphatase regulator activity; protein kinase binding. Gene Ontology annotation, cellular component: cytoplasm. Bases 102 to 2828 code for a protein of 908 amino acids.
CAGUGGGCGCAGUCUUGAAAAAAAAGAAAUCCAAAAAGCUCCAUUCUGACUUGUCCCGUUGCGCACGAUGAGCUGAAUCUGCUCCGGAGAGACCGAGGAAGAUGGCGGCGAAUGACCGUUCCCGGUCCGAAGCUGCUAAGCAGCGACGACAGGAUCAAUUACAACGAUGGUUGGGCUCAGAAGCCGAGCUAACAGGACCGGACACACGGGAACUUGCGACAGGACCAGGGACGCGACGGGCCAAGGUUCGGUUUGCUCAAGGGGCCGUAUUUAUGGCUGCUUGUUCAGCUGGGGACCGGGAAGAGGUGGCGGCGCUGCUAAGACAGGGAGCUGAUAUCAACCAUGCCAAUAUAGAUGGAUUGACAGCGCUUCAUCAGGCAUGUAUAGAUGAAAACGCAGAGAUGGUCCAGUUCCUGGUGGAGAGCGGGAGCGAUGUGAGCCGGGGAGACAACGAAGGCUGGACUCCUCUUCAUGCUUCAGCUUCCUGCGGCUUCAUCCAAAUCACCAAGUACCUGAUAGAGCAUGGUGCGCAGGUGGGGGCAGUUAACAGUGAAGGAGAGCUUCCUCUGGAUGUGGCCACAGAGGAUGCCAUGGAGAGACUCCUCAAGGCUGAAAUCAAGAAGCAGGGCGUAGACGUGGACAAGGCCAGGCGGGAGGAGGAGAGGAUCAUGCUGCAGGAUGCCAUGGCUGUGUUGGCAGGGAGUGGCACUCUCACACCUCACCCAAACACCAAGGCCACCGCUCUCCACGUAGCUGCCGCCAAGGGCUACAUUGAAGUCAUGAAGGUGCUGUUGCAGUGUGGGCUGGAUGUGGAUAGCCGGGACUGUGAUGGGUGGAGCCCACUGCAUGCAGCAGCUCACUGGGGACAGGAGGAGGUGUGCUCCCUGCUGGCUGACAACAUGUGUGACAUGGCUGCCGUCAACAUCGUGGGCCAGACCCCUUUGGAUGUUGCUGACGAGAAUCUAGUUGAUACUCUGGAGGAGUUGCAGAAGAAACAAAAUGCUCUACGCACUGAGAAAGCCAAACUCUCUCAGACGCCUGUUAUCGAGACCAGCCCGCCUAUCUCCAUGGCUCCAGUUCGCCCACGCAGGACCUCAAUCUCUCGUAUGAGCAGCAAGGAGAAGAUCUGUCUCCACGAGCGUGAGAAGCACCCCCCUCUGGCCCUGCAGAGCAGCCCUGCUGAGGACGAGGAGGAGGAGGCCCCGCCAGCCUCCCAGGCCCAGGCUCAGACCAAGGCCUCCUGCAGCUCCAGCUCUGAGGACGAGAGCGAGUCCGAGAGCGACACAGAGUCAGAGAAGGCAAAAAACCGAGAGAUUAUCAACAACUUGAACAAUAAGCGCAACAGUUCUGCACCCCAUGCUACCUCUACGGCAACUAGUACUUUGGGAAACCAGGUUAAAAAGCAGGACCCAGGGAAGCCCCCAGCCCCUGAGGCCCCUGGCUCCUGGAGGACCUCUCUGAGGAAGGCAGGGAGCUCGGUGACUCUGGGCUCGGCCGGCGUGGCUGACCCCGGCCAGGAGAGCAGCAGGGACUCUGAGUCUGCCCUGGGCAUGACGCGCUCCGCCUCCAGCCCUCGCCUCAGUUCUGAGGCGGACUCCAAGGAGCCUAGGCUCGCCAGGGUGCCUCCCACUCCGACACGCCGCCUCUUCAACAUCCCGGACAGCAACCCCGACAGCUCCAGCAGCUGGCUAAGUCGUAGCUCCUCUUACACCCGGCGCCACAAUAGUCAGUCAGGGGGUGACCUCAGUAUCUCCAACUCCUCCCUGCCUCGCAGCUCUUCUUAUGGAAGGAGGGUGGAUGACCCCACGCUGACCUCGAGCACAGGAGCCAGCUCUGCUGGACUCAGUCGGCUCAACAGCCUGGUGGCCCAGAGACAAGCUCAGGAACUUGCUGAGAAGAAGGACCCGGUCUCCGUCACCACUUACACCGCCACCAACUCUGUAACCACGACAGCAGUAGACUCUGAGACCAAGCAAAGGCGCAAGUCUUAUCUGACUCCGGUGCGUGAUGAGGAGGCUGAGGCCCAGAGGAAGGCUCGUUCCAGACAUGCCAGACAGUCCCGGCGCUCCACUCAGGGGGUGACACUAACAGACCUGCAGGAGGCAGAGAAGACCAUGAAGACCGACAACAAAGGGAAGGACAAGAAAGAGGACGAGGGUAACCAAAUGAAGGCAGAAGAGGGGGUGAGUGAUCCUCAGGAGGUGAGCUGGAGGUCUCGAAUUGCUAGUUUGCAGAAGUCUGACCUGUUGGGCCUCACCCAGCCUGCUGGCACCCCUCGCCCUAGAGAUGCAGAGGGUGGGACAGGGGAGAGUGAGAGCGACAGACUGGCUAGGGAGAGUAGAGAGAGAAGGAGAGCCCGAGCCAGGAGGAGAGCCCAGAGGGCUGGAGAGAGUGAUGACAACGAUCCCAGUGGUGAGGAGGAGUUUGGAGGCACGCAGGAGCCACAGGCAGGAAGGCAGUUGAGGUCCAGGUCUGACCUGUCCUGUAACGACUGUCUUCUGGGGGGGAGCUCUGAAACAAAGGAUUAUAAGAAGCUUUUUGAAGAUGUUUCUAGAGAGAACAGCCAACUUCAGUGUCAGCUUCAAGACUCCCAGAGGAUUGUCACUCAGACCAGGUUGGACCUGGACAAAGCCACACAGAGACAGGAACGAUUUAGCGAUUGCUCAGCCCUGCUCGAAUUAGAGAAAAAGGAGCGGAGGAUGUUGGAGCGGCGAGUGGCUGAGCUGGAGGAGGAGCUGAAGGUUUUAGGGGACUUGAGAGCCGACAACCAGCGUCUGAAAGAUGAAAACGGAGCCCUGAUCCGUGUCAUAAGCAAGCUCUCCAAAUAGACGGAGAGAGGGAAUCAGAAAACCAACAGGGAACCCCUCCUCCACCCUCGAUCCCUCCCUCCGUCCGCCCUUCCCACCCCUCUCCCUCCUCACAUUCCUCCCAGUGCCAAAGAAAGAGAAGAGGGGGGUGGGGGGGGGGAGAAACAGAGAAUGUCCAAUGCAAAAGAGCACCAUAGCUUGACAUGAUUGUGAUGCCUUUUCAAUGUAGCCUCGGCUAAUCAGAGUGGCUUCAGUGUGUGUGUGCCUUAAUCCCCACUUCUCACCACAGGACGUAAGGUAUGUAGGCAUGUAUAGCUCUGGUCCGGAGCUUCCACAGUAGCAAAGAGAGACUUGACCAGGCUGAAUGCCCUUGGCUUGUGAAACAUGGAUAAACACACAUCUAGAACUGUGUGCCAGGGGGAAACUAAUAUGCACACGCAUUCCUUUAUGUGCAUCACAAACCCUUGAUGCACAUUCCACAAGCCCACGGCAACUGUGUUCUUUUAGCUCCCACUUUCUAUUUAUUUGUUGUGACCACAUUCACGCAACAUAUCCACUAAUUUACUCCACAGACUACUAACCAUCGAAGCCCCACUCUGAUCUACCAGGCACUUGUGACAAUGGUUUUUAUGACCUCCACCCAUCCAUCCAGUCAUUAUUUUCUAAUAUCCUGACUAAACAUUGUUCUUUUCCUUCAACAGUAAGGCAGGCUGAACAGCCAAUUGCCAGUUCAUGUCCAACAGACUUGACUCUUGAAGAUAGGGGAAGUCCAUGGACCUUUUUAUUGGUAGUUUCAUUCCACGCAUGAGUGUUUGAACCCACCUACCUCUCCACCACUGCACUCCCCACUAUUCUUUGUGACCACGGACACACUCCAUGCCCCUUAAUGACCGCAGAUACAGGUCUGUUGACCGCAGCACUUUAGUCACUGCAGAGCAAUACCAGAUCUGUGAGGCUUUUGCCUAUCCUCCUUAUGAAUCAUCUUGUACAGAACAACUCUCUGUCACCCAUACUCCCUUCUAUCUGUUGGGAGAGGGAGAAGUGGAACACCACAGAGCUGAAGGUCAAAGGUCAUUGCACAACAGAACUUGCUGUUCUGUAAAAGCCUAAUAUGCUAUGCAUUGUUUUUUACUAUUACCAUUGAUAUCAUGAUUAAGAUAUUAUUUUCGUAUUUGUUCAUUGUCUAAUGUCAAUCCCUCCCUCUUGCAAAGGGAGCACAGUUCUUUGUAUUAUACAUGUGUAUAAAAAAAUAUUAGUCUUGAAUAAUAAUCUUCUGAAAUUCAAUGUCAUGUAGUCUUCCUUCACAUGUUGGUUUUCUAAUAUAUUAAAUGAAUGUCAGCACCUAAUAAAGAAAGAGUGUGUGUUUGUA